UCUAUUUAUAAUAAUUCUAUUUCUUAGACACCGGUUCGAUAACGGGUUUAUAACGGUUUGUUAGCGGUUAAACCAAUAAAGUGCGAGCCGCUUAUAAUACCGGUUCAUAUGGUGGUUCGGUUCUGACAACAUUGGUCAAAUGUACAAGAGGUCACACUCGGGGGCCUACUUGAAGUGUCUCACGGAAGUAGAGGGAGGAAAAGCGAUAGAGGAAGUGCACCAAGGCGCCUGCGGCAUGCACUCAGGAGCGAGGAGUCUCGAGAAGGUGUUGUUGCGUCAAGGAUAAUACUGGCCUUCCAUAAGAAAGGAUGCCAAGAAGCAUGUGGACAACUGCCACCAAUGUCAGAUUCAUGCGCACGACGUGCAUGUUCCACAAGCGCCUAUGCAAGGCAACGUGGGAGCGUGGCCAUUUUCACAGUGGGGGAUGGAUUUGCGGGGGCCCUUCCCUAAGGCGCCCGGUCAAAUGAAGUACCUAAUCGUGGCAGUGGACUACUUCUCCAAGUGGGUGGAAGCAGAACCCUUAGGAACCAUCACUCAUGCCCAAGUCAGGAAGUUCACGACCAAGAACAUCUUCACUCGUUUUGGGUUGCCGGAAUCAAUCGUCGCUGACCACGGCAAGCAGUUCGAUUGUCGUCAGUUCAUCGAAUUCUGCGACGAAAGUGGCGUUGUCCUGCGCUUUUCCUUCGUGGCUUACCCUCAGGCCAAUGGGCAGGCGGAGGCGGCUAACAAGAGCAUCCUGCAUGGACUCCAUAGGUUGCUAGAGGCGAAGGGGAGAUGGGCCUAGGAGCUUCCAGGUGUGCUGUGGGCGCAUAGGACGACACACAAGGUGGCAACGGGGGAGACCCCGUUUUCCUUGACCUAUUGAAGCGAGGUAGUCAUUCCGGUGGAGGUGCGCUUCCCCACAUAUCGGGUGGUAGGAUAUGAGGAGUCGACCAAUGGCGGAGAGACAUUGCCUCUGUGUGCCUCGAGGCCAUGAAACAAUAGGUGGCCAAGUACUAUAAUCGUAAGAUGCGUCCACACCAGAUACGCCUGGGCAGCCUGGUGUUGCGACGUGACUUCCAACCGAAGGCGUGUGAAGGAAAGCUCGCUUCCAAGUUGAAGGGGUCGUAUCGUGUACGGGAGGUGAUAGGCCCGACCACGUUCAAGUUGGAUCGGAUUGGGGGGAGAGCAAUCAAACGAACAUGGAACGCACAGAACCUCAAGGUGUACCACGGGAUGGAGGCAUGGGAGGUCUUGGAGUAACACGUCUGAAACGCAGGGAGGGGCGCCCACAUUUUGGCCAGUGAUCGAGGGUAGGUCGAUUAGGUGUAGGGGGAUUACUAUUACUGCAAGCGCGCCACCCCACACGACGCAAAAAUGUACCUGUAAAGCGCCCUACUUUUGCGCCCUAGGAUUAUUAAUACAUUUACUGGAAAGCGCCCUACCUUUGCGCCUUAACGUUAUAGCAACAUUCACGGUAAAACGCCCUACCUUUGCGCCCUAGGAUUAUUAAUACAUUUACUGCAAAGUG
Molecule: messenger RNA, 1510 nt
Organism: Linum trigynum
Lineage: Eukaryota; Viridiplantae; Streptophyta; Magnoliopsida; Malpighiales; Linaceae
Source: the annotation of a GenBank genome assembly